AUGCUCAAUGGUCAAGCUCUUGAGCUGCAGAGCGUCGUGCAAGACAUCCAGUGCAAUUCCACUGGCAGACGCUUGUCUGGCAGCCUCAAUCCUUGCCCAUCAGCUUCUGUGACGCAGGUUGGCCUGGAACACUUGCAGUUUUUGCAUGAUUGCACUGACAAGCUGCACGAUGAAGCUUGCAUCGCACAUUGUGGCUUUGGCUUUGACAUGCAAGAGGUCUUUGAAGGGACUGCACCCUCAUGCGAACCAAUUACCUGUUCAGACUUGGAGUUGGGGGAGAGAUUCUACCACAAUUGCCAGAGUAAGCGCUUUGGAGAGACCUGUGGAGUCAGCUGUGCAACCGGAUAUCACUUGCAAGGCCCAGAGCUGGGAAUCGAUCCGGCCAGUGAGCUGGAGACUGCUGAUGCUGAUGAUUUGGGCUCCAACAUCACUGCCCAACUGGAUGCAGCCAGUGUAUUUACCCUGCAGCAGCUAAUUGUGGAUGGCAUGAUGAAUGUGUCAGAAGCCAAGGCGGUGGUGACUUGCGACGAGCAGGGGUGGCAGCUGCAAGAUGAAUGCCCACCCGAGUCAUACCUUUUGGUCUGUUACCUCUUCCUCCUGGAGCUCAUGGCAAUGGUGGAGGUCUUGGAUCGGGAGCGGCAGCCUUGCUUCAUCAGGUACAAGGGGCACUACAAGCGGGACAAGGCCAACGACCUGGAGCGGGACAACCUGGAGAACUAG
Molecule: messenger RNA, 720 nt
Organism: Durusdinium trenchii
Lineage: Eukaryota; Dinophyceae; Suessiales; Symbiodiniaceae
Source: the annotation of a GenBank genome assembly